CUAUUAUUGAUCACCAAAGAGACUGAAAUCUAAAUUUAAGCAAUUUAGCCAGAUGAAUGGAGACGAUGAGUGUAUCGACAGACAGACCCUCGGUAGAGAUGUGAGGCCUGAUUGUAUAGACCCACCUCUAUCUAUCAGGGACAGGCUGUGGGAUUUAUCAUCAGUGUACCGAUUUAUGGCCCUGUCGUAUUUACUUCUUCAGGAUUAAAAUCCCCGUAAAUUAUAGUACUUCUGGCUCUGAGCAUCAGUCGAGUGCCUUCCCUCACCAGUUUAUCGGACUUCUGUACUUCAGGAACACGGACGUUUCUCUGCAAAUUACCCAUCCUCCUUCCUUCGUCAACCCUUCUUCAAUAAUUAUUGUGUGUGGUCGAGUAAAGGUCGUCGAAAAUGGAGGGCUACUUCAUGCACGUUUCUAAAAAAGUUGCAGAAGCAAGGUUUGGGAAAGAACAAGAGGAGGAGAAAGUUUACUCGGUGCGGGAGCUGAAGAGCUGGAAAUUUUGGCGGGCGGUGAUGGCAGAGUUCGUGGGUACCUUGUUGUUUGUGUUCCUGGGCUGUGCCUCGACUUUGACCAAUCCAGUCAACCCCGUCAGGGUGGCGCUCGCCUUUGGACUUGCCAUCAUGGCCCUGAUUCAGAUGUUCGGGCACAUUUCGGGUGGUCAUUUCAACCCCGCCGUUUCCUUGGGGUUAUUGGCCAGUUUUCAGAUUACCAUAUUUAGAGCACUGUUUUAUACAAUAGCGCAGACAAUCGGUGCCAUCGUGGGAGGCAUGAUUCUGAAGGGGGCGACUCCUGGGUCUUUUCAUGCUAAUCUUGGAGUGACAAAAGUUGCCAAUGGUUACACUCUUGUGCAAGGAGUUGGCAUCGAAUUGAUUCUGACAUUUUGCCUUGUUUUCGUCAUUGUUGCGACCACGGACGGCAAUCGUACCGAUUUUGGAAGCAUCUCUCUCAAGAUCGGUCUCACUGUUGCAAUGCUCCAUUUUUCUUGCAUCACGUUGACUGGCUCUAGUAUGAACCCCGCCCGUUCUUUGGGGAGUGCCGUGGCCUCUGGGGACUAUGACACACAUUGGGUAUAUUGGGUUGGGCCUAUACUUGGGGGUUGUAUUGCUACCUUGCUAUACAAAUUCCUUUUCAUGCCUCAUAGAGGAGCAAUAUCAAACGAAGAGGCUACACACAAAUUACUUGCAGAAGGAGAUAUGAUAGCUAUUCCGAGAGAUUAUUUUACCGGAAGUUCAGAGGCGUCCUCUAACGGCAAAAAGCAAGAGACAUUCAAAUUGUAAGAAAAGGAUUUAGAAGUGACACACAUUAAGCGUAUAGGAUACAAAAACGUGUAAUACUGUUAUUAAGGGAAGAUCUUGAAACAAUAAGAGAAUCAUUAGACUUACAAUAUACAUGAGUAACAGUAAACUACUCUUCAUGCGUAAAGUUGCAAUAAUUAUUAGUAUGUACGGGUAUUGCUUUAAUUUUUAAAGUAAGGUCAGAUUUGAAAGUUUGUUAUUAAUUUAUAAGUGACCUAAAAGGUAUGUGCCACAUAAUUAUUACGUUCAUCAUCGAAGUUUUCCUUAACAACUGACCUCAACCCGCUUCCGUGUAAAAUAUGUGCAUAUAUUUUAGACAUGUUAAGAAUCAUUUGUUACUACAUACAUUACACUUUAGCGUAAAAGUUUUUAAAAGUAUUUUCUUAAUUGAAAUAAUUAUUAGAAAUGCCCCAAAAAUGUAUAAUUAUAGGGGCCUAGUUAAAAUAAAUAUAUAAAUAUAUUUACUUUUAUUUUGCUUUCAAAAUACAUUUGUAUGCUUAUAUGAUAGUAAUGAACUCAAAUGGCAAGAGAGAAGUUGUUGAUCUUGUAAUUUUUUUUUUUAAUACAAAUUUGUGAAUUUUUUAUAUAAUGAACAUGUUUGUGUUUUG
Magallana angulata is the source of this 1901-nucleotide messenger RNA. RefSeq names its product aquaporin-1-like. Lineage: Eukaryota; Metazoa; Mollusca; Bivalvia; Ostreida; Ostreidae. Gene Ontology annotation, biological process: transmembrane transport. Gene Ontology annotation, molecular function: water channel activity. The record is from RefSeq and is a predicted model, not a curated record. The transcript is spliced from 8 exons. Bases 388 to 1275 code for a protein of 295 amino acids. Gene Ontology annotation, cellular component: plasma membrane.